Messenger RNA from Prorocentrum cordatum, 3561 nucleotides. The record is from the annotation of a GenBank genome assembly. Lineage: Eukaryota; Dinophyceae; Prorocentrales; Prorocentraceae.
AUGCCGCACGUGUUCGACAGCGACAAGGGCUUCUUCGUGCAGGUGCACGCCCACCGCCUGCCCGCCCGUCCCACGGGGCAGGUCAAAAAGAGGCAGCGCAACGCCGAGUACGUGAAGGGCCUCUUGCAGCGGGAGGACGAGAGGAAGCGGCCCUCACCGCAGGAGCGGGCCGAGCGGCGGCCUCCCGCGGAGGCAGGCCGAGGAGCGGGAGCCGAGCCAGAGGAGGGCCCGAGGCGGCGGGAGGAGGCGCGGCAGCGGGCGGAGGAGGCGGAGCGGAAGCGGCAUGCGGCGGAGGCCGCGGCGGAGGAGGAGCGGCAGAGCAGGGAGGAGGAGAAGGCGCGCAAGGCUGCCGAGGCCGAGAAGAAGCGGAGGGAGGAAGAGGAGGAGAGGAAGAGAAAGAAGGAGGAGGAGGAGGCGGAGCGCAAGGCUGCCGAGGCUGCUGAGAAGAAGCGUCUCGCGGCGGAGGCGGCCGAGGCGAAGCGGGUGGAGGAGGAGAGAAAAAAGAAAGAGGAGGAGGAGCGCAAGGCUGCCGAGGCAGCUGAGAAGAAGCGUCUCGCGGCGGAAGCCGCCGAGGCGAAGAGGGCGGAGGAGGAGAGAAAAAAGAAGGAGGAGGAGGAGCGCAAGGCUGCCGAGGCCGCGGAGCAGAAGCGUCUCGCGGCGGAGGCGGCCGAGGCGAAGCGAGUGGAGGAGGAGAGAAAAAAGAAGGAGGAGGAGGAGCGCAAGGCUGCCGAGGCUGCUGAGAAGAAGCGUCUCGCGGCGGAGGCGGCCGAGGCGAAGCGAGUGGAAGAGGAGAGAAAAAAGAAGGAGGAGGAGGAGCGCAAGGCUGCCGAGGCCGCGGAGCAGAAGCGUCUCGCGGCGGAGGCCGCCGAGGCAAAGCGGGUGGAGGAGGAGAGAAAAAAGAAGGAGGAGGAGGAGGAGCGCAAGGCUGCCGAGGCUGCUGAGAAGAAGCGUCUCGCGGCGGAGGCGGCCGAGGCGAAGCGGUUGGAGGAGGAGAAAAAAAAGAAAGAGGAGGAGGAGCGCAAGGCUGCCGAGGCAGCUGAGAAGAAGCGUCUCGCGGCGGAAGCCGCCGAGGCGAAGCGGGUGGAGGAGGAGAGAAAAAAGAAGGAGGAGGAGGAGGAGCGCAAGGCUGCCGAGGCUGCUGAGAAGAAGCGUCUCGCGGCGGAGGCGGCCGAGGCGAAGCGAGUGGAAGAGGAGAGAAAAAAAAAGAAGGAGGAGGAGGAGCGCAAGGCUGCCGAGGCCGCGGAGAAGAAGCAGAAGGACGAGGAUGAGCGGAAGCGCAGGGAUGCAGAUCGGAAGAGUGCGGCCGCCGACAAGCAGCGCGGGCCGGUGGACGACAAGAAGAGGGACGCGGCGUUUGCCGCGCUGCGCUCGGCGAUGGGCGGGGGGGAGCCCGAGGCGCUGGCGGCGGCCCUCGCGAAGGCCCGCGAGGCGGGCGUGGCCGCCGAGGCCCUGGAGGACGCGGAGGAGAUGCUCGCCGAGCUCGAGGCCGAGGAGGCCCUGGGCAAGGCGAUCGCCAGCCAGGACGUGCAGAAGUUGAGGGCGGCCAUCGCCAAGGCGGAGGCGGCAGGGCUGGACGAGGACAACGCCACCCUGGAGGAGGCGAAGGACACCCUGUGCGAGCUGGGCGGCGACGAGGACGAGGAGGAGGAGGAGGACCAGGAGCAGCUGGAGGACGAGCGGCAGCUCGCAGAGGAGCUCCUGGCAGACGCUGCCGGAGACGACGACGCGGCGGCCCUCGAGAAGGCGCUGGAGCGGGCCAGGAAGGCCGGCGUCGGCGCCGACAGCAUCGCGGAGGCCGAGGAGAGGCUCGAGGAGGUGCGGAGGCUGGCGCAGGCCCCGGGCCCGCAGCAGCCGGCAGCGGAGGAGGAGGAGGAGGAGGCGAAGGCUGCCGCGGAGGAGGAGCUGGCGGACGCCGCGGGCGGCAGCGACCUCGGCGCGCUGCGCAGGGCCAUGGCGAAGGCCGAGGCGGCCGGCGUCGACGCGGAGCUGCUGGCGGAGGCCCGGGAGCGCGCGGAGGAGCUCGAGGCGGGCGGCGAGGAGGAGCGGGAGGGGGCCGCUGGCGGGAAGGGGCCCCCGGGCGCGCCAGAGGCCGCCGUGGAGGCGCCGCGGGUGUCCGCGUCCGCCUACCGCGCGUUCGAGGCGGACGACGGGGCCAAGCAGAUGACCGCCAGCGCCCCCGAGUUCGUCCCCGGGGCUCGCGGUUGGACCGUCAACCUCGUGAAGACGAACCCGGAGGCCGUGAAGGCCAGGAGGCAGGGCGCACCCGACAUCUCCGAGAGUUCCAAGAACAUGCCGACAUACCAGCGGAAGGAUUUCAUACUUGGCUCUGUCCGCAAGAACACCGUAACCGUCAUCAGCGGAGACACGGGUUGCGGCAAGUCCACGCUGAUCCCACAGCUCAUCUGCGACGCAGAGAACUUGAUCCCCGACGACAAGGUGAUCGUGUGUACCCAGCCGCGCCGCAUUGCAGCCAUCACCCUAGCGCAGUAUGUCGCGGCUGAUCGCGGCCAGGAGCUGGGCGACGAGGUGGGCUACCAGAUUCGCUUCAUCAACGCAUUCAGCGAGCACACGAGGCUCAUCUACGCGACAACCGCUAUUAUCAUGCGGAGGCUCCACUCAGAACCAGAGCUGGAAAGCAUCGGUUGUCUCAUUAUUGACGAGGUACAUGAACGCGACGUCUACACAGACCAUGUGUUGCUGCUGAUCAGGAAUGCGAUGAUGGAAGGCCGGAUGCAACACCUCAAGAUUGUGUUGAUGAGCGCCACGCUGAAGGCAGAGGAUUUUGCCGGCUACUUCGCUGGCGUCAAUGGUGACCAGGCGCUGAAGCCCGUGAAUAUCCCUGGGCGGAUGUACCCCGUGGAGGACUACUACUGGGAGGAUGCGUGCGAGUGGAUGAAGUUCUGCCCGCCGUUGCCGCGAGCGGGCGGCAAGGGCAAGGGCAAGAAGGGCGGCAGUGAUGCUGGACAGAAGCCGGACGACAACACGAUCUGGAAGAUCCACGACAGGAUCAAGGGGUGCGACGUCGCCAAGGGCAGGCCAGGUGCCGAGCGCGUGGAGUCCUACGGCGAGACCGCGCUUCUCGCGUGCUACUGCUGGAAGGAGAACGAGGUCUACAUGGACCUCAUCAUGGACCUCAUCUUUUACUUCCACAAGCAGCAGCCUAAGGGGGACGGCGCCAUCCUCGUCUUCCUGCCAGGGUGGGGCGACAUCUCCAAGGCUUUCAUCGAGCUGUACAGGUCUGGCGAGAACUUCAAACUCAUCGCCUUGCACUCACUCAUGACACCAGAGCAGCAGCAAGAAGCUUUUGAGAAACCGCCGAAGGGUAAGAGAAAGGUGGUGCUAUCCACAAACAUUGCUGAAGCUUCUGUGACGAUCAACGACGUUGUCUACGUCAUUGAUUGUGGCGUUCGUAAAGAGCGGUCGUACGAUCCGAAAACGUCGGUCAGCUCUUUAGAUGCGAAGAUGGUUACCAAGGCGAAUGCUAUCCAGCGCCGUGGUCGUGCUGGUCGUGUGCAAGAGGGUUUGGUUGUGCACCUCUUCCCGAGGUGGCGGACAAGAUGA